AUUUAAAAGCCACCCCCUUCACAGAGCGUCCGAUUAGAGAUCGGGCUCUGUCACGCGUGAGCGCGCAGCGCUUGUUCAUGCACUCAUUCUUAUGCAAGCCGCCCAACACAGAGCCACGAUGUCCGACGCUGCUGCUCCAGCAGACAACAACGGGGAGCCUGCAUUAAACGGGUCAUGGGUAGAGCUGGAGAUGAACAGAAAUGCCGCCUCUCUCUCUUCCUCCAGCCCCUCAGUGCCGCCCCCUCUAGCCCAGCUAGUAGAGGAGGAUGUUGGGAUUGUGGGGGGGCUUGAACAUGUUCCCUCAUCAUCUUCCAUCCACAAUGGAGACAUGGAAAAAAUCCUGUUAGAUGCCCAGCAUGAAUCCAGCCGCAGUAACUCCUCAUGCGACAGCCCUCCUCGACCUCACAGUCCUCAGGAUGAAGGCCAGAUCAUUUUCGACGUGGACGUGAGGAGGGACAGUCAGGAGGAAGUGAUGGAGAAGAUCAGAGAUGAUGACAUCUUAAUGAAGGAUUCAGACCGGGUGGCAGACUGGUCAAGUAGGCCAGAGAAUAUUCCGCCUAAGGAGUUUCAUUUCCGGCACCCGCGGCGUUCAGUGACUCUCAGCAUGAGGAAGACAGGAGCCAUGAAGGACGGAGGCAUCUUCUCUGCGGAGUUCCUCAAAGUGUUCAUCCCCUCACUGCUUCUGUCCCACAUCCUGGUCCUGGGUCUCGGGGUCUACAUUGGGAAAAGACUGACAACUGCCUCUGCAAGCUCCAUUUGAACACCGAUCUGAUCGAGUGCCUCAGGCGUGACACGGGUGGAUUAGGGAGAAGGUGGCAGUUUUUAUGAAGAAGCCUCUGCUGCCCUUUCUGCUCCUUUACUCUUUUCAGCCACCUUUCUUCCCUUUUUUAGUGGUUCCUUUAUUUAACCUUUCCAGGUUGAGAAGCAUCAGGCCCUCUUUUUUCCUCGUUUAUAAUUUUCUGUUUCUCUUUUCCAGUUCUGAAUGUUCUAACACCCCCUUUGAGUUAAUUUUGGAAGUUUUUGCUUGAAACCAAAUGUGCACACACUAGCUCUGCCCUAGCUAGAUUCAGCUAGGAGGUAAAAAGCAUCCCGUUUCGGUCCAGUCACCUGACCCAACAGUGGGCCACUCCCAGGUGAUGAAGAAUCCCCCUGGUUUUCACCCUCAAAAUGGGAACAACCGAAAUAUAUUGAAUUUUGAAGUUAUUUGAGCAUGCCUGAGUGCUAGCUAAGAUUUUAUUUAUUACUACAAAUGCUACCAAUUUUAGUUAUUUUAUUAUGGACUUGGAAGUGUUUUUGGAAAGAUAGGGCUCUCCGUAGACCCCAAACUCUUCUGGUAAAGACAAAAAAAAUAAUAGCUGAGGCAUGAUAAACAUUUAUGACUUUAUCAAAUGCAAUUUUAUACCAACUUUUCCAAAAUCUUUUACACAACUUUUUUAAAUACUUCAUCUCAUAAACCUAGAUAAAAACAGUCUGGUGGGGUUGAUGGAUCUCUGAAUGAAAUAAGUGAUUAUUUUACCUGUCCUUGUUUCUAUGUGUUUGUUGUGUCGUUUUGUUAGUUUUCUUCACGUACAUAUCAGGACCUAGUGAUUUCUCACUAGUGUCUACCUACUUUUCAGCGCCACACAGUUUAUAAUUGGCAUUCAGAGCUGAAAGGAUCUUGCUAACAAGAACAGUGGCUUUAGUGUUUUGCCAUGCAGUAAUGGCUGGGUCAGACUUUCUGGAAUUUUGUUAAACAUUUCCAUACUUCCCAGUCUCUUAUUAAUUUAUGUCAUUUCAGAGCUGUUAGUUUGAGGACAACUGUGCAAGAUAAAUUUGUAUCUCCAAUUUAUAGAAAUAAUAUAUAUAUUCUGUCAUUAUUUCCUCAACUUCAUGUUGUUCCAAAAAAUACAUUCUUUUAGUUGUAGAUCACAAAAGAAGAAGCUUUGAACAGUGUCUGUUCUGCUCUUUUCUGAUCUAUGAAGGUUCGUUGAGAUAAACUGGAAAAGGGCCGCUUGGAUUUCUUUAGAAUAUCUCCAUAUACAAAAGGUUGAAUAAUGAUGGCAGAAUUAAAAUUCUUGUUUGAGCUACUAUCCAGGCACACUUAGUCAUAGUCACGCACAUUUAGUAAACCCGUAUAACUCCAGCACAACAGGUGACUUGUGUUUUUCCAGGACAUCCCAGCGCCCAUCGUUGGGAGCUGAAUUUGUGUAUUAAACCCUAAAGUGAAUUCUCAUCAAGUCUAGUAGAGUUUUGCCUUGUUUUUUAAGUGUAUUUUGGAUGUGAACAUUUUUUCAUUGGUCUUCAUUGUCUACCUGAGGAUCCACUUCUCCUCGAACACAGCUGCCAAAACUAACUCUUAUGAACUUUGUGCCUCAUUUCCUUCAUUAUUGAUAAGGCGUCCUGUUAUCACUUCCUGUCAUUUGUUGUUUUGCAUCUUCUUGGUGAGCAUAACUUUAGGGAAGUUCCUCAUAUGCUUUUUUUUUUUUUUUUUUUUCUGGCAAUCAAGGUACAGUAAACUAGAAGAGAAGGCACAGAUAGUUAUUUUAUUUGUGUUGGCAGUUGGAAAGAAGUUCUUCUGACUGGGAUGCAAUGAUGAAAGGAAUUGUGAUUUUAUUGAUUUGACAAACCUUUUAUUUUCUCCCCUGCUGGAAAAAGUUUUAAAAUUAAAAGAACAAUCUGCAUUUUUUUGUUGUGUUGAAAUAAUGCAUUUUAUUUGUGUUUGAUUUCAUUAUACAUGAUAUUGAUGAUUUCUUGAAAUCUUGAAAAUAUUGUACCACACAUACAUACUAUUUUUUUUAUCUUUUUUUUUUCAAAAGGAAUUUCUCUCUAUCAUCAUCUAUGGUUUAAUAAUGCUAUUAUCAUUUAUCAAUCAACAAUAUUGUUCCUCUGUGUCAUUAUCGUUAUAUUCAAAUAUAUAAUUAUAGUUUACAUUUUUUAACUAAUAUUAUUACAGUAAUCGGUCUAGUUGAUAACCAUUAAUCAGAGGUCACUUCCAAACUAAGCUUUAUUCAAGCUAACCAUUUUUGAUUCUCAGAACAUUCUGGGAAUUGUAGUUUUUGGUUCCCAGAACGUUCCCUGUUGGUUAUCAAGGAAAGUUGUCUUAACAUAAAUAGAACGUUCCCCUUUAGGUCAGGGGGAAGUUCCCUGCACAUUCUCAGUAGGUUCCAGGAACGUUCCCCUAACCUAACGGGAACAUUCUAUUUACGUUUCAAACCAACAGUGAACGUUCCCAGCACAUUUUCCAAACAUCUUCCAAACCUACUAUAUAUCCUGGUGUACGUCAGUAAUGAUCCAGCACCACCGAUGCCGGUAGAGUUAAAGGUUUACUCCACCCCCAAAAUGCUAAUUUUAUCAUUAAUCCCUUACCUCCAUGUCAUUCCAAACCUGUAAAAGUUUCGUUCGUCUUCGGAAACAAAAUUUAAGAUAUUUUUGGAUAAAAACCAGGAGACUUGUGACUGUCCCACAGACUGCCAAAUUAGUUACAUUGUCAAGGUUGUUUUUGUAAAGUGCAUUUGACUUGACACAUGUCCGAAUAGUAAGCUUCACUUCCUGUCUCAUGAGAUACCUUCAUCUGAUCGAUUUUUGAUGGCAGCAUCUAUCAUUCACUUCCUUUGAUAUCCCACAAUCCUGUUCCAUCCCGUGACGGUUAAGCAUACAGCAGCAUACAGGAAAAUAAAUGUACACUAUUAUUAUAAUUUUUGAUAACUUAAACUUACCUUAUUAUUCUUGUAUAUUCAGAAUCACCGUUUGUCCAGUGGUAAAAGUGCAAACAGUAGCUCUGCUUCUUUUCCCAGGUUCAGCAAAUUCGGUUAUAGUUUAUUGCUAAAGUUUAAGAUUACUGAUUUCAUGAAGACUCUUCACAUGUUUAUUUCUCUCCUGAUUAAACUGCUCUUUGUUUUGUCAGGUUG
This is a messenger RNA of Carassius auratus (goldfish), 3887 nucleotides long. Its product is annotated as BCL2/adenovirus E1B 19 kDa protein-interacting protein 3-like. Gene Ontology annotation, cellular component: mitochondrial envelope; nucleus; endoplasmic reticulum. The transcript is spliced from 6 exons. The record is from RefSeq and is a predicted model, not a curated record. Bases 92 to 760 code for a protein of 222 amino acids. Gene Ontology annotation, biological process: defense response to virus; mitochondrial outer membrane permeabilization; positive regulation of apoptotic process. Lineage: Eukaryota; Metazoa; Chordata; Actinopteri; Cypriniformes; Cyprinidae.